GGGCGGCCGCGGCGCAGACGGGCUGCGGCGAAGGGGCGCUCCCGCCACUCGGAGCGGGCGGAGGGAGCGUGGGGGCGGAGCGGUUCCCCCCCCCGCCCCCCCCGUUCCCCGCCGCCCUCGGAGGAGCAGCCGCGGGUGGGCGGGGAGCUCCCCCUCCCCCGGGGCCACGCGUCGUGCCCACCCCCCCGGGUGCCCGGGGAGCGCCGUGGGCGAGCCCGGGGGCACCGGGGGAAGUUGAAGGCUGCCUCCCCCCCCCCCCCCCCGCCCCCGGGAGGGCUCCGCUCCGCCGGCUGCGAGGGGGCGGGCGUCGCCGGGUGCCCGAGGAGGAGCCCCAGCAUCCCGGGCGGCGGGGAGAGCCGGUAGAGCGGAGGGGCUUCAUGGGCGGCUCCGGCCAACAUGGUCCUCGCCCUCAACGGCAGUCACCUCUACGGUAACCUCCGGCCCUCGGCCCUGGCGGACCCGCGGGCGCUGGGCGGCGGCAGGAUGAUCGCCGGCUCCUGGCCCCCGCGCAGCCUGGCCAGGCUCGGCCCGUCGCCCCCCGCCCCGUCGGCGCUGCCCACGGCGAGCCCCCUCCCCGCCAACGACUCGCAGUGCGGGGAGCAGAUCCUCAGCUACGGCAACGUGGAGAAAGUUGUCAUCGGGGCCGUCCUCUCCCUCAUCACCCUGCUGACCAUCGCCGGCAACUGCCUGGUGGUCAUCUCCGUCUGCUUCGUGAAGAAGCUGCGGCAGCCCUCCAACUAUCUCAUCGUCUCGCUGGCCCUGGCCGACCUCUCGGUGGCCCUGGCCGUCAUGCCCUUCGUCAGCGUGACCGACCUCAUCGGCGGCGAGUGGAUCUUCGGGCGCCUUUUCUGCAACGUCUUCAUCGCCAUGGACGUCAUGUGCUGCACGGCCUCCAUCAUGACUCUCUGCGUGAUCAGUAUCGACAGGUACCUGGGAAUAACGAGACCUCUUACGUACCCUGUGAGGCAGAACGGGAAGUGUAUGGCCAAAAUGAUCCUCUGCGUGUGGCUCUUAUCUGCCUCUAUCACUAUACCCCCGCUUUUUGGUUGGGCCCAAAACGUAAACGAUGAAAAGGUUUGUUUGAUCAGUCAAGACUUCGGCUACACCAUUUACUCCACGGCAGUCGCAUUUUAUAUUCCGAUGUCAGUGAUGCUUUUCAUGUACUACCAGAUUUACAAAGCUGCGAAGAGGAGUGCUGCUAAACACAAGUUUGCUGGUUUUCCCCAGCCAGAAGAAACAGAAGGGAUUUCUAUGAAUGGAAUUGUAAAACUGCACAAGGAAUCUGAAGAAUGUACUAAUUUUUCACGACUCCUAAAGCAUGACAAGAAAAACAUUUCCAUCUUUAAAAGGGAACAGAAAGCUGCCACUACGCUUGGGAUUAUUGUUGGGGCUUUCACUGUCUGCUGGCUGCCCUUCUUCCUCCUCUCGACCGCCAGGCCCUUCAUCUGCGGUACAGCAUGCAGCUGUAUCCCGCUGUGGGUUGAGAGAACAUUUCUAUGGUUGGGGUACGCAAACUCUCUCAUUAACCCUUUUAUAUAUGCCUUCUUCAAUCGGGACCUGAGGACAACUUACCGCAACCUACUGCAGUGCAAAUAUAGGAAUAUCAAUCGGAAACUAUCAGCUGCAGGGAUGCAUGAGGCUCUGAAGCUUGCAGAAAAGCCAGAAUUUGUUCUGUAAGGUCAUUCAUCCUUUACUACAAUAAUUUAUUGAUUUAUCACAUUAGCUUCUUCCCCACAGCUUUGAAAGAAGAGUUAUGGGAAGAUCCAGGCUCCUUGAGCACUGUUAUUGAAGUCACCAAGAAACUGGAAGGUAGCGGGGCUAAUUCCUGCACAGCCCACGAGUGCUAGCGAGCCUGGAGAAGCAAGAUGACCAUCUAAAGAACUUAGGAAGGGGGAGGGUAAAAGGCGGUGCAGGACGUUUGAGUUGCUAGUGAGGAAAGAGCAAAGUUGGCCUAACCCAUUUGUUUGGCCCUUGGCCCCAGACGACUUUUAGUAGGUCUGAAUGUUGGAUGCGUCUUGUAUCCUAGAGUUUUUUUUCUGUAAUAAAGGCCUGAGAAUGGUGAAAAGUUCA
Molecule: messenger RNA, 2070 nt
Organism: Phalacrocorax carbo (great cormorant)
Lineage: Eukaryota; Metazoa; Chordata; Aves; Suliformes; Phalacrocoracidae
Source: RefSeq, a predicted model, not a curated record